Messenger RNA from Crotalus tigris (Tiger rattlesnake), 3595 nucleotides. It is a transcript of the gene PPP1R14C, whose product is annotated as protein phosphatase 1 regulatory inhibitor subunit 14C. The record is from RefSeq and is a predicted model, not a curated record. Gene Ontology annotation, biological process: regulation of phosphorylation. Gene Ontology annotation, molecular function: protein serine/threonine phosphatase inhibitor activity. Bases 1543 to 1971 code for a protein of 142 amino acids. Lineage: Eukaryota; Metazoa; Chordata; Lepidosauria; Squamata; Viperidae. Gene Ontology annotation, cellular component: cytoplasm. The transcript has 5 exons.
AGUCAUCAAAGUUAGGCAUUUUCUAUUGCAAUUAUCUAGUACUUUGUAUAAUUACAUAAUUAUAUUCCUUGCUUGAAUACUUUCUCCCUGAAGAUAAUGUAAUGAUAUUUAGCAGUAUCAAAUGCAAAUUUCUUCCCUUAGGAAUCAGAAAUCAAAUCUACAGGUAUAGGAUGGAGGACACCUGGCUUGGUAAUAGUACUUACAUAAACAUUUUGAAAAAGUAGAUAAUUACAUACAAUAUAUGAGUGAAUGGUGCAAUGUAGCUGCAAAAAAGGCAAGGACAAUUUGGAUACUUUUAAAAACACAGGAAGAAAGUGCUCCAUUUCAUUGUGUUGGCCAAAUCCCAUGUUGAAUAUUUUGUACAAUUUGGAGCAUAACACUAAGAAGGAUUCAGAGAGAUCCAGAGAAUAACAACAGAAAUAAAUCCAGGGGAAUUUAAUAUGCUCCAGUUAUUGUGUCGGCAACUUUAGGAUUAUAUUAUUCAACAGCAGCUGUGUUUUAUGUACUCCUGAAGAUAGAGACUUUUGCAAGACCAUCCAAGUGUCCAAACAUUUUAGUUUCCUUACUAUUGUUUUAAAUUCCCAAGAACAAAAACUGGGUGGCUAAGAUUGACCAAACAUAACUGCUUGAAGAAUCAUACCACUUUAAUCCUGAAUUCACAGAUUCCACAGUCUUAUUUUUUAAUUAUGCAUGAAUUUGUAUGAAUACAUUUUUUUCAACUAAUCACAGCUAAGCCAACAAUGGUUAUUCAUGGAAACAGAUCUCGAUCACCCCUGUAAACCCAUAGUUUGCUUACUCCUAAUGAUUUCGGUACUUUCUUUGCUCACACAUAUAGCUAAAUGUGAGAUUUAAAUGCCCAUCUUGAUUUACAAGCCACAAAUAAGCAAACCACAGCCUGUUAACACAGCUGCACAAAUAUGUUCACCGCUUUUGUUGUCUCUUCCAGAUGACUUGUCGGAUGCAAGAGACUUUUGAAGUCCCACACAAACAUUUGGCGGAACCAAAAUUAUGUUAGUAUCAGAGAAAAAGAUCAGUCGGGACGGGAAUCUCUCCCCCCCCCCCCCUAUGAUUUUUGGCCUUCAACGAGCUGCGUGAACAGGAGGGCAAAGCUCUGCCGAGGGGAUUUCAAUCCAGACCCCCAACAGCUCUAAGUCGGCCCCAAAAUAGUCGCUCUGCAAUCGCCUUAAAGGCGCAGGCGACCCGUCGAGGGAAAGGCCCGGAGCGGCCCCUAAGGACCCAGAAGGGGCAAAUGUCUGUCGUAGCGAGGCGCUCGCGGUGUCUUUAAGGCGCUGUCCCCGCCCCGUUUUCAGUCUGCUGGACACCCCGCCUUCCUCCUGCCGAACCGGCGGCGGAGGAGCGAGCAGUGCCGUGAGAGGCUACGAACCGCAGGUGUAGGCGAGGCGAGCGCUCCCACACGGCGGCGGCGGCGGCGGCGGCGUGGCCGGAGGAGGUCAUCUUCGUCGGCAGCCAUACCUCCGGCGACGCUCCCCGAAGCCCCGAUCGCCCGGAGGAACGGAUCUGCCCACGAGGCUGAGCUGGAACAUGUCGGUGGUUACCGGAGGUAGCGAACCGGGCCCCGCCGCCGCCGCCGCCGGGGGAGGCACCGGCGGAGGGACCCGGGUUUUCUUUCAGAGCCCGCGCGGGGGAAGCGCCUCCCGUGAAGAUUCGGUCGCCCCAGCCGCCGUGGUCCAAGUCCAGCAGCAGCGGCGCCACCAGCAGGGCAAAGUGACGGUCAAGUACGAUCGGAAAGAGCUGCGCAAAAGGCUCGUGCUGGAGGAGUGGAUCGUGGAGCAGCUCGGGCAGCUGUACGGCUGCGAGGAAGAAGAGAUGCCAGAUGUAGAAAUUGAUAUUGAUGAUCUUCUUGAUGCUGCUAAUGAAGAGGAGAGAGCCCUCAAAUUACAAGAAGCGCUUGUAGAUUGCUACAAACCUACAGAGCGAGAGAACGGGGAGGAUAUGCUGAAUGGGGAUUAAACUGAUAAGGAUUUUAUCAAAGAACUUCUAACUCGGAUAAGAGGGAUGAGGAAACUGAGCCCUCCUCAAAAGAAGAGUAUAUAAGUGAAGACGGAGCCUCUUGAGAGAAGUGAUCAAUAAACUGGAACUAUUAAAUAGGACACCUACUAGUUUGGUUGUUAUGAGCAAUUUUCUCUUUUUUGGCUGAAUUCUGACAUUUUAAAGAAUUCAACCCCUUAUGUUUAAGGCAGUUUUUUUAAAGUGUGAUUUUAUUUUAUCACAGAUAGCAACAUUGUGGAUGCUGCUUUUACUACCUGCAGAUGAUCAAGAUAGAUGGAAAAAACAUCGAUUUUAGAGGGACUUUCCUAGGCAGUUAAUUCUGCCUGCUGGAGAACUACUAGGGAAAUGCUGUUCCUUUACAGCCAGUUUGACCAUUAAGUUGUACACCAGACUCAUGGAUGUUAAGGUUCUUGUGCUUGUGUACAUACAUUAUCAAGUGAGUGUUACUAUUGAUUCACAUCGAUGGAAACGAAAUGUGCUCUAAGUAACAAUAUAAACCGAAGUUAUAACCAAUGUGGUGUUGCGGGCAGGAGGGGAGGGGAGGGGUGCAGUCUGUUACGUGGGGGUGCUGCCACUGUUAAAGCAUUGCAACAAAUGCCUCUGUUCACAAAGCAACACAUAAGCAAACCGGGGUCCAAGGGCUUGAUUUUUUUAGGGUUUGAACUACUAUUACCAACUUUGAGGCUCAGCCAGAUGAUCUCCCUUCGUUUUAUGAUCUGUUAGGAUUGAUCAACCUACUGCUAAAAGAUCUGAUAGGACAGCAAGAAAAAAGGCCAAUACCGUUAUGAGAAAGCCCUGCAGAGAAGGGAAAUGCAAGUCCACCCACCCCCUUCUUAUGAUAAGAAUAUCUGACUAUUGCUUCCUAUUUUGACAUCCAACUUGGUAGGUUGGCUGGCUGACUGGCUAAGUGAUCUAGGUUGUAGAAGAGAAAGCCUGUUCCCCAAACUCUUCAGGAAAACAUUCUGUGUUCUAAUGCAGUGUUUCUCAACUUUAGCAACUUAAUAGCAUGCUGGGUGAGGAAUUCUGGGAGUUGAAAUCCACCUAUUUUAAAGUUGCCAAGGUUGAGAAACACUGCUGUAAUAUUUCACAAGCUACCAUCUGCUGGUAGAUGCUAGUCUGGCAUUUUAUAUCAAGGGUGCUCUGAACAUAAUUUUAUUUUUUAAAAAAAGAAGAAAUACAUGUUUGUGGACUUUAUGUAUACUGGCAAGCUUUUUUAAAUGUAUUUAAUUUUGUAAUGUUUUAUUAAUGACUUUAUUUACCAGAUAUUUACUCAAAUAAAUGCAACAAAUGGAAAUGUUGUUAUGUAUAUGUUAACUGUUGAUAGAAAACUGGAACAUGAAGGUGAAAAAAGCUAUUUUAAUUUUGGGUAGGUAACUAACAACUUCAUAAACUAUAUGCACACUGUUUCCUAAGGAGUUGAUACAUAUAUGCCCUUCAACAGCUUUUCUCUGUUUUCAGGAUUAUUUUUAUUUAAAUGAUUCAGUUAUUUGAAUGGCAAAAUUUCAUGAAAAGAAGUGUAUUUCCCAAGCACAUUGUACUCUAUUUUAAUAUUAAUUGUGAGUUACAUAAAGAUAUGUAAAACCUU